AUGACCCCCACUGGAGCCGCCGCCAAGCCGAGCGGGAGCAGAGCGGAGCCGCAGGAGAUGGCGUCUCAGCCGCCCCCUCCGCCGAAGCCCUGGGAGACCCGGAGGAUCCCCGGGGCUGGAACAGGACCGGGGCCUGGUCCCUCCUUCCAAUCUGCUGAUUUGGGUCCUACUUUAUUGACAAGGUCUGGGCAACCAACGCUUACAAGAGUACCCCCACCAAUUCUUCCAAGACCAUCUCAGCAGACAGGAAACAGCAAUCUGAACACUUUCAGACCUGCUUAUACUUCCUUUUCUUCUGCUUAUGGUGCAUAUGGAAAUUCCUUUUAUGGAAGCUACAAUCCUUACAGUUAUGGAUAUGGUGGGUUAGGGUAUAACCGGUUCCGUAUGGAUGAUCUUCCUCCUAGCAGAUUUGUGCAACAAGCUGAAGAAAGCAGCAGAGGUGCAUUUCAGUCCAUUGAAAGUAUUGUGCAUGCAUUUGCUUCAGUCAGUAUGAUGAUGGAUGCCACUUUUUCAGCUGUCUAUAACAGUUUCAGAGCUGUUUUGGAUGUAGCCAAUCAUUUUUCUCGAUUGAAAAUACAUUUCACAAAAGUGUUUUCAGCUUUUGCGUUAGUUAGGACUAUACGGUAUCUGUAUAGACGAUUACAGCAGAUGAUGGGCUUAAGAAGGGGCUCUGAGAAUGAGGAUUUAUGGGCAGAAAGUGAAGGUACUGUGGCUUGCCUCGGCCCAGAAGACAGAGCGGCUAACUCUGCAAAAUCUUGGCCAAUAUUCUUGUUCUUUGCUGUUAUCCUUGGGGGUCCUUAUCUCAUCUGGAAACUGCUAUCCACUCACAGUGAGGAAAUAACAGCUACUACCAAUUGGGCGAGUGGUGAGGAUGACCAUGUUGUAGCUAGAGCAGAAUAUGAUUUUGCUGCUGUAUCUGAAGAAGAAAUUUCUUUCCGGGCUGGUGAUAUGCUAAACUUGGCACCCAAAGAACAACAGCCCAAAGUCCGUGGCUGGCUUCUUGCUAGCAUUGAUGGUCAAACAACAGGACUUGUGCCAGCUAAUUAUGUCAAAAUUCUUGGUAAAAGAAGAGGUAGGAAAACAGUGGAAUUGAAUAAGAUUACCGAGCAGCAACGAGCUUUUACCAACCCAGCAUUAAUUAAUGGAACUACUGCUGCUGACACAUUGGAGGAGCAGGAAGCUGCCUUUGAAUCUGUUUUUGUUGAAAAUAAUAAGGUUCCAGUUACAUCUGAAUCCACUAGCAAAAGUGGGGAUAAACAAGAUCUUUGAUAUCCUACAUAUUUACUUACAAUUGAACUGUUUUCAAAAAUAAGUUUUUGAUAUUUCUUUAAAAGAAAUAGCCCACAAUCUAAUACAAACAUUUAUUUUGGCUAUUCUAGGAGUUUUGCUGCUAGAAAAUAUUUAAGUUGUACUUUAGUAAACUGGUUCAGAACGUGACCUGGUUGCAUUCUACAAGAUCCUGGAGUAGAAAGUUUUCUAGGUCCUGAAUUAAGACUGGUUGUUCUCAUCAAAUGCCCCGUUGUUUUUUGAAAGAGUUAUUUUGAUGAGCUAUAGAAUGUAUUAUUUAUUGGAAUGUAAAACUUGAUUAAAACUUCUAAACAGAUUGUCUCAGAAUCCUCAGAAAUUAGGAGAUAAUAUAAAAAUGUGAGAACUAGGCAAAAAAACAAUUUGUUGUUUUUUAAGGAUUAUAAGGACUCAAAGUGGUUUAAGGGCAGGUAGCCAGAGAGGUGUCCUGUAAGUAAUAACUACUGAAUAAUAAAAAUUAUUUGACCUUAUUGCAGCCCAGGUCUGCAUCUUGAGCUUUUGAUUAUAUUUUUCAACCUUUUCUGGAUAAUUUCCCAUUUGUCCUUUUUUUUUUUAUAAAUAUCUUGAAAAGUUCACUAGAAAAAUUGUGAAUAAAACUACUUCCUAGGAUAAUUUUAAAGACCAUACAAAGCACCUAAAUUUCACCUCUGCAUUUUUUUAAAACUCCAGAAUUUCUCUAUUUCUUUGUAGUGAGAAUCCUACAUCUUUUGAGUUCUUAAAAACAUGACCACUUUUUAUGAAGAAUCAGCAUGCAGUAGAGGUACUUUUCCCAAGAAAGCCUGAACAUAAAAGCUCUUUCAGACUGAGUAAAAUGAUUCAUUUAGUUCUUUAAAUGCUGAUAUUAUUAAUAACUUUUUCAUUAAAACCCUAUUUCUAUCUUAAUAUGAUUGAUUUUUUUUAAUUUCACAAGCAGAUAAUCCUGCAAAGAUAUUUAAAUUGCCAUAGGUUGUUUCGUUUAGACUUAGGAUUUUCAGCUAACAAAGCAAAGUAGACCACAAAAUACUAUAUUGCCAUUCUAUUAAGUAACCUACUUUGAGUUCUUUAAAUACUUUCAAAUGCACUAAAAUUCAGGGUGCUUAAUCUUCUAGCAAAAUCUGGAGAUUCUUGUAAACCAUGAUGACAAUGAUUGCUAAAAAUAAUUUUCUUUAACACUAAGCUCAAAAGAGUGCUUUCAGAUGAUGUCUAAAACUGAAUUAUUUAAAAUUAUGAAUUAGUAUGCUUUUACAUUUCUUCUCUUAAACUUUAUAUUCAGUAAAUGAGUAAUUUUAUAAUAGACUCUACAACAUGAGUAGCCUAAAUGAAAAGAAAUUUACUUAUGGACAUCUCUGAAAUUUGUUUUUAAAAUAAACAUUAUUUAAAUGAAUACUCCUAUCUUAUGAGAAAAAUGAAACAUCUUAGAAUUUUAAAAUGUUUGAGAGAGAAAAAGGUGUAGAUAAACUUCCUUGAUAUGUUACUUAGAGAUUCAGCCAAGAUAGAUGAAGAAGUCUUUAAAUGUUAUUUAUCAUUAUUGACUUUUUAAGUUUUUGUGGUUCAUUCUUAAAUGUAAUUGCUGGGAUCCAAUUCAUGGAAUUUCUAAAUCUCAUACCAAAAUUCAUUCUAAAGUAGGUUAUUUAAUUCGGUGUUGGAACAGCCAAAUUGAAUGGGAGUACAAUGGAAGUACAAAGCCCAGAAACUUGGUGGUGACCCCAUUAAAUCUGACAGAAAUAUAAUUUCUAGGCUAGGGAUUGUGCUUGCUAUUAAGAAUGGAGAAAUACCAGCGCACAAAGUAAAUAAAAGUAGAUAAAUAUAACUUUAUCUUCCAUUGAGGUAGUUCUUAUGUCCUUGAUGUUUUUUAGUAUGGUAGGUUGCUAUAAAUUAUCUGACUGGUGAGUGUAUGUUUGUAUGGGAAUCCCUAUUUUACUGGAAAACCAGAAAGGAAAUUAAGAAUUUUGAUGAGCAAAGAAAAUCUUUGAACUUUCUGUUAUCAUGACCAUUAAUAAUAUAAUUUUUCAGAUAGGGCUAAAUUUAUUUGCUGUUCAGGUCCCCAGUUUUUUUUUUCUUUUUCAAUUAUUCAAUUAAGGAGUGAAUAUUUUAAAGAAACUAUUAACCAUAACAUUUUCAAGUAAAAUAAUAUCCUCACAUUAUCAAUAAGCAGACAUUUAGCAUUCUCAGUUUUUCUGACUGUAUUCUUUGACCUAUCAACUUAAAGAAAACAAAGUAAGGAUACUGUAGUUUGUUAGUCAUUUACUGUUUCCUUUUUAGGUAUUUGAUUUAGUCUAUCACUGUGUCAUAACUAUAUUAACUUGAAUAAAAUUAUACUUUGUCUUGUGUUUUCUUAAUGAAAAAAAAGACAGAAAAUGGAUACAGUUAAAAUAUAUUUUAUUUUUUAAAUGAUUGUGAAAUCACAUGUACUGUAUAAAUAAAAAUAAAUUAAAACUUCACUGAUAA
This is a messenger RNA of Monodelphis domestica (gray short-tailed opossum), 3732 nucleotides long. It is a transcript of the gene PEX13, whose product is annotated as peroxisomal biogenesis factor 13. NCBI's taxonomy places the organism in Eukaryota, Metazoa, Chordata, Mammalia, Didelphimorphia, Didelphidae. Gene Ontology annotation, cellular component: peroxisomal importomer complex; peroxisomal membrane; peroxisome. Gene Ontology annotation, molecular function: protein binding. Gene Ontology annotation, biological process: protein import into peroxisome matrix, docking. The record is from RefSeq and is a predicted model, not a curated record.